Molecule: messenger RNA, 1506 nt
Organism: Saccharomycopsis crataegensis
Lineage: Eukaryota; Fungi; Ascomycota; Saccharomycetes; Ascoideales; Saccharomycopsidaceae
Gene: IMP21
Product: Imp21p
Exons: 1
Coding region: 1-1506 (501 amino acids)
Source: RefSeq, a predicted model, not a curated record
AUGUCAUUAUUCAAGGAAUUAGAUAAUGAGAAAAACAACGUCUUGAAGGAUAUCGACAAUCCGAGAUCAGCAUCUCCAAACAAUUCACAUUUAAGAUCGCAUUCUAGAGGACGACCACAUGAUAGUGAAAACAGAUCAUUAAGUCGUGCUAGAAGAACAGCUAACGGUAUCAAAUGGACCAUCUUGAACCACGAUCCUCUGGAAAGACUUCUGAUAGGCAAUCAUAAUUCGUUAGAAAAUGAGGACGACGAUAAUUUCGAUUCAGAUUAUGAGGAAGAAGAUAGUGAGGAAGAACAAAUCAGUGAUACAGAUAAUGAGUUUCAAUACGAUGAUGGUGGCGUUAUCUUGCCCAACUUUGCUACCUAUAGGAAAGAGCCAAUUGAGGAAGCAGAACAUGAACAAGAAAAAUCCAAGAAGGAGAAAAUUUCUGAUGCUGGCCUUGCUCUUGAAACCGUCACUUCAAGAUUGAGAAGCUAUAGUAUGGGUGAAACUAAUGAAGAUCCGGUGGUUAAAGAUGCCAAGGAGGUUGCCCGAUUACAAGAAAUUCAGGCUACACAAAGUGCCUUGGAGAACGCGGUGGCCGUCGGCGCGCCAAUCCCAAAGGAAACUAUUGACAUUAUAAAGAACUUGCCACCAAAAGAAUUAGAAUACAUUGAUCAAUCUUUGCUUGAGCGACAGCCAGCGGCGGCUCUUCCCGAUGAUGAUGAAGGUUGUCCAGCCCAUUCUCUGAAAUCGGUGAAAAAAGUCUCUGAUUUGUAUCUAAAAAAAUACGCUAAUUAUAAAGGAAAGAUUACUUCUCCUGGUGAUAAGAGAAACUUCAAUGCGCCAUAUACUUAUGACAGGGAAGUGGAGGAAGAUGUUGAAGUGGCAAAGAAAUUGAAUGCUCAAAUAAACAUUGGUGACAUAGACUCAAGUAUAGAAAACUCAAGAUGUAUCAGAACCAUAACAAGAGGCAAUUUUUUCGAAUCCUUGCUGAUACAUAAUAAGCCAAAUACCUAUUUAAUUUGUACAGACUUCUCACCAGAAAGUUUGUAUGCCCUUGAAUGGUGUAUUGGAACUGUUUUGUGUAAUAAUAGCGUUUUAUUCAUUAUUUACGUGAUUGAGGAAGAUAAAGAGAAGUCCAAGAUGGGUAAUAAUGUUACUGAUAUCGAAAAAGAACAGAUUAGAAAAGACGGGAUCGAAAGAAUCACCAAAACUUAUUUAGACUUUAUCAAGUUGACGAAGUUACAAAUUCAUGCUGUUGUGGAAGUGAUUCAUCAUCCAAUUCCUAGACAUUUGAUUACAGAGGUUAUUGAUCACAUACAGCCAACAUUGGUUGUUGUUGGUUCUAGAGGUAAGAACGCCAUCCAGGGAGUUUUACUUGGUUCAUUAUCAAACUACUUGGUUACCAAAAGUUCGGUUCCUGUGAUGGUGGUUCGAAAAGAAUUAAAGAAAACCCUUAAAAAGAAGAAGUUUUCUAAUUAUUCUUCAAACGUUCAUUCGCUUAAGGAUGCUCGUGUAGAUUGA